AUGGAUCCAUCCUCUGCACUCCAGGAGCUUGCUAUUCAGGCGUCCCGAUACAGCAUCAAUCUAAAUGGUGAAAUCAGUCUCAAUCAGGGCAAGAUACCUCUGUGGGGCAGUACUGCCAUUGUUUACAAAGGUACUUUGACUCGGGGUGGUAUGGAAGUGGCAGUCAAAACCUUCCAUGGCACACCCCCUGGGGAUCUAGAUCCUCUCAAGCAUAUCCUUCGAGAGGUCCACCUUUGGUCAAAGCUCCGUCAUGAUAAUGUUGUCCACAUGAUUGGGAUUUCUAUGGAAUUCGGCUUCAUGAUUUCGAUAGUAUCUGAUUGGAUGUCAUUGGGCGAUGCCCAUUCUUAUGUUCAAAAGAAGGAGAAUGAUUCUCGCCCAUUGCUCAUGGAUAUCGCAAACCUGAAAGGUCUUAAUGUACUGGUGUCCAGUGAUCAUCGAGCACUACUUAGUGACUUUGGUCUUUCCACCCUCCAAAAAUCUACCUUCAGCAUGAUGGUUGUUGCUCCUCACAGAGCAUCGUACCCUUGGAUGGCUCUGGAGCUCCUGGAUGACUACAAUGCAUCUACAGAAGGGGAUGUGUGGGCAUUUGGAAUGACUGUUUUGGAGUUGUUUACUCGACUAAUGCCUUUCCAUGAUUGUCUGCAUUUUGCCAAUGUGAUGCAUAGGUUAGUGAUGGGACGACUGCCGCUUCGUCCCUCUGAGGAAUCCACCCUUUCCCACAUGCCAGAUGCAUGGUGGGAAAUAUGCACAUCGUGCUGGCAACGUGAACCUUCAGCACGUCCCUCAAUGAAGGACCUGAUGGAGACAGUCAAGGGAGCUAUGUACCAAGCUGGUUCUGUUUUGAUGCCUCCAAAAGCCUCUCUCCCCAUAGUGCCGUUCUCAAAAGAUGUCAUGCCACAUCUGUCGCCCCUUCGAGAUAAUCAACCUUGGUGA
Pisolithus orientalis is the source of this 933-nucleotide messenger RNA. Its product is annotated as kinase-like domain-containing protein. Gene Ontology annotation, biological process: protein phosphorylation. NCBI's taxonomy places the organism in Eukaryota, Fungi, Basidiomycota, Agaricomycetes, Boletales, Pisolithaceae. The transcript is spliced from 8 exons. Gene Ontology annotation, molecular function: ATP binding; protein kinase activity. The coding region runs from base 1 to 933 and encodes 310 amino acids. The record is from RefSeq and is a predicted model, not a curated record.